CUGCGGACCUGUCCGAAAAAGAAUACUCCGAAUCCUUCUCAGCAUUUUUAGAGAGAGAGAGAGAAGCAGUAACAGUGAAUGAGACCUAUACAUACAUAUAUAUAGAUACAUAUUACAUUGCAUUCACUUGCGUGUGUAUAGGCGGCGAGAGAAGGGUGAAGAAUUUUUUGGUUUCGAGUUCAAGCUCCAGUUAAUUUUGCAGUACUGUUUGAUCCCCAUUUUCCUGAAUUUCUUUCUCGCAGCGAGUAAGCUCCAAGGAAUGUUCAAACACGCGCUCUUGCUUGGAGGCUUGCCUUCUUUGGAUUGAGAGCUGAUGUUUUGUUAAGGAAGUAAGACGUUAAACAAUUUUAUAUUGGCUGCUGACUGAGGAAGAAUUAAAUGCGGUUGGAUGACAUCGAGGCACAAUUGCUUGCAGUACACAGAAGUCAACCUAAGCAAUCUAAGUUUCUUGAUGUACAAAUGUUGCAGCGCCAAGUCAUGUUUAGACAGCUGCAGGACCUGCAGCGGAGGCAGCAGCAACUCCAGGAGUUGGGUGAUACUCAAAACCCGAAUUUCAUAAAUCAACUGUCAUCAAAGCAUGCUUCCAUUGGCCAGUUUCCACAUACACUUAACGGUGGGACUCCCUUACAAGAUUCCACCCAAAUGUCCCUAUUUGGCAAUAUGGAAACAAUGCCGGGCGGAUUAGUUCUCACCCAAAAUCGUAAUCCUGAUGCAGUUGGUCCUGUUGACCUGUUGCCGCACCAAUUUGACAUAUCCUCAUAUGGGAAUUCUCAUCUUCAAGGACCUUCUAACCUUUCUGUCAAUAUGCAGACCAAGAACAGUAACAGUUUAGGUGUGGGAACACUGCAGCCAUCACCGUAUGGCAGCUCAUUCAUGAAUCAGCAGUUCAGCUUCCCUUCUGAUCGGAUUCGUAUGCCGGAUGGCCAAGUUUCAGUUGAAGGUUGUAAUAGAGAAAGUUUGUCUGGAAACUACUCCGAGCAAGGGAUAGUUCCAAUGCAAGGAAAUGCAUCACUUCUUGAAUCUGAAGGUGGGCAUCAAGAUGCUGACUGGGGUGGAUUUUCUCCUGGGAAAUCAUCCAAUCUUGGCACUGCUUCUCUGGAUCCAUUGGAACAGAAAAUAUUAUACGGUACCGAUGACAGUAUAUGGGAAUCAUCAUCAAACAGAAGCAGCAAAAUUAGUACAGGAGGCUUUCAGACUACAGUCGACCAUGCUUCUCAGGUAGAUUCCUUGCCUUCGAUACAAAGUGGUAGCUGGAGUGCUCUAAUGCUGUCUGCUGUCGAAGAAACAUCUAGCAGUGAAACAGGGGUGCAGGAGGAGUGGAGCAGAUUGAGUUUCAAGAACCCCGGAUCAUUAAAUGGGAUUCAGCUUCCAAACUACAACGAACCCAAAAUGCUGCAAAAUAAUUGGGUCGAUAGAAAUUCACAGAACACCCCUCCUCCAAGCUCAGGAACUUCUAGACAUUUGUUUCAGAAUUUGAAUGCAAACCACAGUUUCCCCAAUUUCCAGGAAUCAGGCCAGCAGUAUGGAUCUUCCCAUGCCACCAUGGAUCACUUUCCUGGAAAUAGUGGCCAGUUUAUCGACUACAGCUCUCAACAAACCAUUUCCACUCAGGGGACACAAGUGAAUCAACCGCCUCUGUUGUCUUCGAUGUCACCAGAUUCUGGCUUCAGAUUGCAGGCGGCAGAUCCUCAAGCUUCCCAAGCAUAUUCAUUUUUCCCAACAUUGGGGAGCUCAAGUGCAACAUUUGUAUGUGGAAGCAGUGAUUCUGAAAAUCAACACCCUGCUCUGCCGGCCCCACAGUCCAUAGGUUUUGAAUUUCCACCAUGUAGUGCUUCUGCAACCCUACAGCAUUCUGGUGGUCAAGAAUUCCCUCCUUUGGAGAAGAGUCUGGUCAAUCAACCCUCUUUUAAGUCAGAUAUGUUGCAACGAACGGUGCAGCCUACCCCCUGGCCAGAUAUUGCUGCUCAACAGCAUGCAUCUGCCCGCAAACCGAACAAGUUCUCCAAUAUGUUUGGAUUCCCUAAUCCAGCAUCAAGUAGUCAUGAGGCAACUGAGCAUCCCAAUAAAAAAUCUUUCCAACAAGAACAAGAAUCAGGUCCGAGUUUAAGGAAACUAGAGGGUUCUGAUCAGCAAAUUAACUCAUCAGAGAUAAAUAGCUCGAUAUCCCAUGGAAGUGAAAACACACAAGAAUAUGAGAAAAAUCGCAGCGCAGAAGCCAGUGCUAUUGGAUAUGAUCCAUUGACGAAUCAGCAGCUUUCUGACCAACUAGGGGGAGGUAACAAUGAUGUUCCUCCUGGAGAUAUUGGAGCCUACGGUAAUUCUUUGAGCCAAAGUUACUCUCUUUUGCACCAAGUGCAUUCUUCAAGAAACGAAACUGAUGGUGGCAAGAGUUGCCUGAGUAAAUACAACCUUGUGAAUCAUCAAAGGCCAAAUGUGAAUGCAAUGGAGCUGUUACUGAGCGGACAGAAGUCUGGAGUCAAAGAUGCUGCAAAAAAUGAUCCACAUGUUGUACCACAGCUUGGCUCGAUUUUUUCUGGGAGCUUUCCGCAAGAGACUCAACUAAAUGAAUUGAGUAGAGGUUCGCUGACAGCCAUUCAUCAGAAGCAAGCAGAGACCUUUGGAAGCAAUGAAGCAGCCUCAUAUCCAUCACAUAACAGUCUGCACAAGGCUCCAUCAUGGAUUACGAAUUACAGAACCUUGAAGGAUGGGAAUCUGCUACCUACGUGUGAACCGACACCUGUAAUUUGUACAGAACACCAAUUUUCAAACUUACAGCAAAAUAAUUUGACUAUGCAAGUUAAUUUAGCCCAAGGGAACGAAAGAGGGGGUUAUUAUCCAUCAACAGCUGCAGUCUCCAUCUUAUGCAAGAAAGAAGACAGCCCUUCUGUUGUGGCUUCAGAUGUGAUGACUUCUCAAAAGUUGCCAGUCUCAUUACCCAAGAAACGAAAACUUGCUGAAUUUUCCAUGGUAGCGUGGCGUAAAGAAAUGAUUCAAGAACCAUCGGAGCUGUAUGAUGUCAGCACUGUGGAAUUAUUAUGGGCACAAGCUUUGAAUAGGAGACCGAUGGAGGUAAAAGAUGAGGCUGAUGUUGUCGAAGAAUAUACUCCGCCUAUUCGUGCCAAAAGAAGGCUUAUUUGCAAUACCCAGCUCAUGCAGCUGGUGUUUGGACCUAUGCCUGCUUUCAUACUACAAUCUGAUGCCACUUCGAGUCCCGAUAUUGUGCCGUGUUUUGCUGCUAGAUUAACGUUAGGAAAUGCUUGGAACCUGACCAGCCAACUUUCAAAGAAGAGCAACGAUACAUCGCCUGAUAAGCCAAACAACUCCAAGAGAAGAAAAGACCAGCAGUUUUUGGAAAUUGUCGAAGGCUUUAUCAGUCAACAACUGAAGCUCAAAAGUGACCUAUUCAGAACCCCAAAAGUACCAUGCUAUGCUGCUCUGAAAGUGGAGGCUCAGGAAUUGGAGAAAUUUUCUAUAAUUAACCGAUUUGCCAAAAUCCAUAUCAAGGCUACCCAACCCACCCCCUCCCCCACCUCAGUAGACCCUGCAGCAGCAGCAGCAACCCAUCCUGCCCCCAAAUCCAACAUUCAGAGAUAUGUGGUAGCCGUCCCGAUGCCUAGCACAGUACCUGAAGGGGUAGAUUGCCUUUCCUUGUAGCCAUGAAUGUGGAUAGUCUCCAUUAAAAUACACUGCAAUACAGGUCAGUUCAUCUCCAAGUAAGUGUUGAUCAAGUUUAGAUUUUGGAGCAAUAAUAAAUACCCCCCAACCCCCCCCCCCCCCCCCCCCCUCUCUCUAUAUAUAUAUAUACAUAUAUAUAUAUAUGACUAUAUGUGUAUGUCUCUCUUUGUGUGUUUUGUCCUGCUGGUCUCUGUAUUAGUGUAGGGAGGCUUCUUUAGUAGAUCUAAGCCCUUAAUUCUAUGGAUUUGGUAGCAAUUUGUAUGGGAUGCAUAUUAGUGCAUAAAUCUAUUUUGUUGCUAACUUUAAGAAAUCUGCACAAAAAUUAGGGCUCACUUUUGACUUUAAUGUAGUGUGUAUAAAGACAAAAAAUAAUCUGUUUUUGAGGAUUCCUAUUUUAUCUGGUGGGUUAGUUACAACUUUGUUGUCUCUAAAUUAUCCAUUUGGCUGUCUGGGAUCUGGUUCCGCCACGUCAUCAUUCUGAUUUUUUUCCAUAAAUAGCAUGUCCAGUCAGUAUCUGAAGAUCCUAUCAUGUGUGAGGGCAAAAGGGUUUUUGAAAAAGAUUUGAACUUUUGGCUUUGAUGCAUAUAUUUGUAUAUAAUUAUAUAUAUAUAUAUAUAUUGUGUGCGCCUGCUUUUUGUGGUGUUAUAUUGGUUGAUGAUUUGGAAUGGGCAGAAUAAAAGUAAGAAAACAACAAAUAUUUGGGUCAAUUUAAUAGCCAAUAAUAAUUAAUAAUAAUAUUAAGUGUGUGUGUGGGCACAAAGGAAGACAAUGAUGUGCUGUUGCAUAUUUUAUAUGUAUAUAUAUAUUUAUAUUUAUAGUGUUUAAUUUUAUAUUAUUGGAAACAAGAGAAUGGAAUGUUUUGUGAUUUUGGAACCUGUCUCCUUUUGUGUCAUUUUCUGUUAUUUUAUUUAUUGUUAUGUGCUUCUUGCUCUUUUUAGGUGGGCUAGCAUUUAGCAUGAAAAUAUAACACACGAAUAUUUGUGUCUGUAUUUAAAUUUGGUUUGAUUUGAGUUGCAAAUUUAUUAAAUAAUUGCACUAUACAUUGUCUUUUAGAUACCA
Andrographis paniculata is the source of this 4734-nucleotide messenger RNA. RefSeq lists its product as uncharacterized. The transcript has 8 exons. Lineage: Eukaryota; Viridiplantae; Streptophyta; Magnoliopsida; Lamiales; Acanthaceae. The record is from RefSeq and is a predicted model, not a curated record. The coding region runs from base 379 to 3654 and encodes 1091 amino acids.